Messenger RNA from Oncorhynchus mykiss (rainbow trout), 6990 nucleotides. Its product is annotated as collagen alpha-1(XVIII) chain. NCBI's taxonomy places the organism in Eukaryota, Metazoa, Chordata, Actinopteri, Salmoniformes, Salmonidae. Gene Ontology annotation, molecular function: protein binding; extracellular matrix structural constituent conferring tensile strength. Gene Ontology annotation, biological process: extracellular matrix organization. The record is from RefSeq and is a predicted model, not a curated record.
UCCCCCCUCUGGCUGGUGGUCUGCAGUGUGCUGGAGGAGAAUGGAGCAUGUGGAGUGAAUCAGUGGCAGUGGGCAUGUCACAGUUCACUCUGGGAACCUUAUCAACACUGCUGGUGGAGUACAUUUGGGCAGCAGCGGGAUGGAUUGCAAGAUUGGAUUCCAGCUGAGUAUAUCCCUUUUAGUGGUAGUAUUGGUGGGCCGUUGUGAGGCGUUGUGGUUUUCCUGGGGCAGUAUAGAUGGCACCACUGAGGCCCCAUCGCUUGACAAUGAGGGAUCUGGGAACCCAGUGACUAGCAAUGAAUCACCAACGCCGGAGAACAUUGAAGAAGUGGGGGCAGAUGUCAUUGAAAUAGAAAGCGGGAUACAUAAGUUUGCUCAAACUUGGAACCAGAAUGCAAAGGCCACGGAGGCCCCCAAGCUGACCACUGUGAGGUCAAAAGCCAGGAAUGAGCGCCCAAUGGAAAAGGGUGCCGGUCGGCCCACGUCAAGGGGAAGCAAACCUGGUAAUGACAUGUCCACAGUACAGGGUAUGGGAUCUGGUUACUGGGAGUGGUCAGGGGUUGGGAGUGGGUCUGGAGUUGGGUCCUGGUCGGGAUUUGGGUCUGGUUCUGAAUUCGGAUCUCGGUCUGAAUUUAGUUCUGAAUUUGACUCAGAGUCUGAAAUCAGACAUGGGUCUCAAAUUAGACCUUUGUCUGGAAUUGGGUUUGGGUCUCAAUCUGGAUCUAGCAUUGAAUCUGGAUCUGAACCAGGAGCCUCUAUGUGGGAUAGCCAGGAGGGAACAGUUUUACCCACAGACCUCAUCGGUUUAGCAGAGAAUGUCAAUGUGCUUGCAGGGAAAGAGAAUGAGAUGCUGGGUAUUGUCAAGGUGGACCUAGCAGAAAGUGUUUUGGAUGAGCACAACAGAACAGCUGAGUGGAAUGCUACGGUUUUCCCCAUAGACAGUCAGCCCGUCCCAAGUGUUAAUGUCUCUCUUGAGACAACUCCCAGUAACACAAGUAGCAACAGAGUAAUUGACAGUAGCUCUAGUUGGAACACCAAUAAUUUUAACUCGACAGAGUAUUUUGACGAAUACACUGUCUCAGGUGAUUUUCUAACCCCUUUUGACAGCAACCACUCUCUCUUAGCUACUAGUGAGACGCCGGCCCCGGAAUCCCCACGUUGCUGGCCAAUAGAUUUCCAUUUGCCUUUCUGCAAAUCCUUGGGUGGCGACAGCUUUGUGUUGCCCAACUAUUUCAAUCACAGCAGUGUGAAGGAGGUCCGGGCUGUUUUGGGCUCUUGGGCGUGGCUCUUGAGGUCACGCUGCCACCAUAGCCUGGAGUGGUUUUUCUGCCUGCUGCUGUUGCCCAGGUGCCCCCGGGGACUGCCACCGCCUUGGCCUUGCCGCAGCUUCUGCGAGGUCCUGCAGGACAGCUGCUGGACAGUCCUCGAUGAGGGCAGCCUCUCUAUGGAGUGCCACUCUUUGCCUGAUGAGGACGAUGGGUAUCAGUGCUUGUCAGUUAGUAACCAGAAAGAUGAGAUCGGUGUCUCCCUCCUGCAACUGAUCGGGGACCCUCCCCCAGACGAGAUCACCAAGAUCUAUGGUCCCGACAACAGCCCCGGCUACAUCUUCGGUCCCGACGCCAACACGGGCCAGUUGGCACUUGCCCAUCUUCCCAGCCCCUUCUACCGGGACUUCUCCCUCCUCUUCAACCUGAAGCCCCAGUCCACCAAGGGUGGAGUCAUCUUUUCGGUCACAGACGCCUCGCAGAAGAUCAUGUAUGUGGGCGUCAAGCUGUCGCCGGUCAAAGCGAACAAGCAGAAUGUCAUCUUCUACUACACGGAGCCCGACUCGCAGGUGUCGUACGUGGCGGCCACCUUCCCCGUGCACAACCUGGCCGACCAGUGGAACCGCUUCUCCAUCUCCGUGCUGGACGACAAGGUCACCUUCUACAUCAACUGCGACGACCAACCCCAGGUGGUACGCUUCGAGAGGUCCCCGGAUGAGAUGGCGCUGGAGGCCGGAGCCGGGGUGUUCGUGGGCCAAGCCGGAGGGGCCGAUCCCGAUAAGUUCCUGGGGGUGAUUGGGGAGCUGAGGGUUGUUGGAAACCCACGGGCUGCUGAAAGACAGUGUGAGGAGGAAGGGGACGACUCGGAUGUGGCUUCAGGAGAUGGCGGAAGCGGAGAUGUGGAAGGGAAACUGGACGGGAAGAAGAAAGGCUCGGGUACUUUCAAAUGGGACGCGGAGGUACAAAAAUAUGUGUGGGUUGAGGACGACAGACCGACAGUUACGACUACCCCUCCGUCGUCACGCCCGAUUCAGCAGCCCCCAGUGACCCGGCAACAACCAGAGGUGUCUCCCAAGAAAGAGACUGUCAAUGUUGAUGACACUGGCCGGUUUACUGUGGAGUCCAAUCCUGGUAAUCCAGGACCGCAAGGCCCAGGUGGAUCUAGAGGAGAGAAGGGUGACAGAGGAGAGAAAGGAGACAGGGGUCCUUUCGGUCCAAAGGGAGAUUCUGGAUCUGAGUCGGGCACACGAGGAGGGGCACGUGGAGAGAAGGGAGUGCCUGGAGAAAAGGGAAUGAAGGGAAAAGCAGGCUUCGGAUACCCUGGGUCGAAGGGCGACCCCGGCCCCGCUGGUCCCCCCGGACCACCAGGCUCUCCGGGGCCCGCGGCUGAGGUGGUAUCACGUGGCGACAGCUCCGUGAUUCAGACGGUUGCGGGUCCCAGAGGACCAGCUGGAACUCCGGGACCUGCAGGCCCUGAGGGGCCCGCAGGAGCCGACGGAGAGCCUGGUGAUCCUGGUGAAGAUGGUUCUCAAGGCCUUGUUGGACCGCCAGGCUUCCCUGGAACCCCAGGAGACUCUGGGCUCAAAGGAGAGAAGGGUGACCGUGGUGAGGGCCAGCCGGGCCCCAGUGGACCUCCCGGACCCCCAGGACUCCCAGCGCCAUCCAGUCAUGACCGGCCGACCUUUGUGGACAUGGAAGGCUCUGGGUUCCCUGACUUGGAGGCUCUUCGGGGACUGCCUGGUUUGCCUGGCCCUCCUGGACUCCCCGGGGCCCCAGGUCCUGCCGUUGUUGGUACAGGGCUCUCUAGCUCGUUUGGCCCCCAAGGUCCCCCAGGACAAGAUGGUGCCCCUGGUCAACCGGGGUUACCCGGCCCACCUGGUACUGAUGGUCGCCCAGCAGUUGCAGGGGCCAGGGGAGAGAAGGGUGACCCAGGUGAACUCGGUCUUCCGGGAGCAGUUGGCGCAAAGGGCGCACAGGGAUUGACUGGUAUCCCUGGUCAGCCAGGACUGGGCGGAUUGGCUGGCCUUCCUGGACCAAUGGGACCAGUGGGACAACCCGGGCCACCAGGACCCCCCGGACCAAGCUAUCACGCUGGCUUUGAUGACAUGGAAGGCUCUGGUGUGGGAGUGGCCAAUGGGGUUCCUGGAGCCCGAGGGCCAGACGGGCGACAGGGUACUACUGGCAUCCCUGGCCUACCGGGAAAGCCUGGUAUCCCUGGUGCUCCUGGCGAGAUGGGAAAUGAAGGACUACAAGGAAGAGAUGGCCGACCAGGGUUGGACGGUUUCCCUGGACCUAAUGGACAAAAGGGGGACAGAGGAGAAAGAGGCGAAACUGGUCGCGAUGGAAACGGACAGCCUGGACCACCAGGCCCACCCGGCCCACCAGGACAAAUAAUCUACCAGACCUCCAGCAGCUAUGAUGGUGUCGUUGGAGGAGCUGGGCCCCAGGGUGAAACUGGUCUACCUGGCCAAGCUGGAUUCCCUGGUCCUAUUGGAUCAAAGGGCGACAAGGGAGACCCAGGCCAGCCCGGUUAUGGAGUCAAGGGCGAGAAGGGCGAGCCUGGCUUAAUCAUUGGGCCUGAUGGGAGUCCUUUGUACCUGCGAGAAUUGUCGGGUGAGAAGGGAGACAGAGGACCUGCCGGACCCGUCGGGCCUCCUGGGCAGUAUGGACCUUCUGGGAUAAAGGGUGAAUUUGGAAUGCCUGGAAGACCUGGUCGUCCUGGUGUAAACGGAUACAAGGGUGAAAAAGGAGAGCCAUCCACAGGUGCCGGAUUUGGCUACCCAGGUGUCCCAGGCCCACCUGGACCCCCAGGACCACCCGCACCAGCUGUGCCUGUGAACCGCUUCAACGGAUAUGACGCCUCAAGGAAUUAUCCAGCGACAAAGGGGGAGAAAGGUGAUCGCGGAGCUCAAGGUCUCCCAGGAACGCCAGGUGUGGCCUCUAACUUAGACAUAUUCACAUUCAAGAAUGACCUGAAAGGAGAGCGUGGGGAUUCUGGCGUGAAGGGAGAGAAGGGAGAGCCAAGUGGUGGCUAUUAUGACCCCCGUUUUAGAGGACAACAAGGCCCACCAGGACCCCCUGGAAACCCAGGACUUAUGGGUCCAAAGGGAGAUUCAAUCAUGGGCCUCCCUGGUCCCCAGGGCCCACCAGGCUCCCCAGGGAUCGGCUACGAUGGUCGUCCAGGAAUCCAAGGCCCACCAGGUCCUCCCGGGCCCCCAGGGUCCCCCUCACUACCAGGGGCCUAUAGACCUAACCACUCCAUCAAUAUUCCUGGCCCCCCCGGACCUGCGGGACCACCUGGAACUCCUGGUCACACUUCAGGGGUGACAGUUUUGAGGUCAUACGACACCAUGAUUGCUACUGCAAGACGCCAGUCGGAGGGCACCCUCAUCUACAUUGUCGACAAAACAGAUCUCUACAUCCGAGUCCGCAAUGGAUUCAAACAAGUCCUGCUCGGUGACUACAGUCCCUUCUACAGAGAUCUGGACAACGAAGUAGCGGCUGUCCAGCCCCCCCCUGUCGUCAACUACCCCCAGUCCCAGGAUCACUCGGCCAACAAUGGAGCUGAACACUUCUCCCAAGGCGGUACCGCCACCCACCCCAUCAAGCCUCCUCCUCACAAGCCGGUGGAGAUCCCCAGGCCUGCCAGACCCGACAACCGUAACCCAGACCCCAGAUAUCCCCCUCAGUACGACCCCAGAUAUCCCCCUCAGACUGACGCUAGGUACCCCCCUCAGACAGAUGGCCGCUACAGCCAUGUGCAGCCUGAGAACAGGUAUCCCAACCAGCCCGAAAGCCGAUUCCCAGUCACCCCCCAGAGAAGACCCGUUCCCCUUCCUGUUCCCCAGCCUGGCGGUCACUUGCAUACAUCAGGGCCAGGACUCCACCUGAUCGCCCUGAACAUGCCCCAAGUGGGCAACAUGCGGGGCAUUCGUGGGUCAGACUUCCUGUGUUUCCAGCAGGCUCGUGCUGUGGGCCUUAAGGGCACCUUCAGGGCUUUCUUGUCCUCCAAGCUCCAGGACCUCUACAGCAUUGUUCGCAAGUCCGACAGAGACAGCCUCCCCAUCAUAAACCUGAAGGACCAAGUGCUUUUUAAUAGCUGGGAGUCUAUGUUCAGUAAGACUGGGGGCAGGAUGAAGGAAAAUGCACCAAUCUACUCCUUUGAUGGCAGAGAUAUCCUUAGAGACAGUGCAUGGCCUGAAAAAAUGGUCUGGCACGGCUCUAGCAACGAGGGUCACCGCCAGACUGACAACUACUGCGAGACAUGGAGGGCCGGAGACCGCGAGGUGACAGGCCUAGCGUCCUCACUGCAGACCGGCCAGCUCCUACAACAGUUGCCCAGCAGUUGCUCUAGCUCCUAUAUAGUGCUGUGUAUCGAGAACAGCUCUCUCUCACACUCCAAAAAAUAAUUUACAAAAACAUCCCUGUCACUUUGGUCCAAGUAAACGCAUUACAAGUGUACAAACAGGCGCAUUCCUCCUCCCUCCGCCCCUAAAAAUAUGACGUCUUUCGAACUGGGUCUGCAGCACUUGCCUGGCAGAGAAGUUUCCCAUUGUCUUCUCUAUCCCUUCCAUAAUGCCAAAGAGACGGGUCGAACAGAGAGGUGUUUGCCUUUUUCUCGGGGCAUUGGCACAUAUUUUCCAAGGGGUUGAACAAGAGAAGAGAAGCUAACUGCGGCAGCAUUUUUUAAAUUGUGUGCGUAAAAAAAUCUGUCUGUAUAUGAUAUGUCUGUUUGAGUUUUAUUUUAUUCCUGAUUUGAUGUUACUCUUGAAGCGGUCUUUAAAUUUGGUAUAUUCAACCAUUUUAAUGUACCAUUUUCCACAUUUUCAUUUUAUUUUCAUUCCAUUUAAGGCUUGUAGGGUACAGUAACCUUUUAAAUGAUAUUUUAAGAAUUAAAGAAGAUAAUAGAUAUUUAUUUUUAAAUGAAGUUAUGUUAGAACACACAAUUUGAAUUGGAAUAGUAACACAUGAAAAAUGCCUUAAUCCAUAUUGUAGUCAGCACUUUUUCACAGACUAUUUCAAACAUUUACACAGGUGAGGGUGUUUCUAACCUAAUAUGGAAAACUGUACGUUGCGAAAAGGAGUGUGUGGUUUUAGAAAUGCAUGUCAAAAGAGAUUAUGCUUUGAUGUCAAGAUACUUUUAAAAAUAAGUAAAUAAAACUAAGGUAAGAUAUGAUGACUCUUAGAAUAAAUAUGACUAAUUCCUACAUCUGUAGAAGUUUACUGUACAUGUCUACUUGCCAUUUUACAUUUGGUGAACAUUAUGUUUUAUAUGUCCUCAUUGGGCAUAGCCUACACUAAAUUCACCAUACUCAUAUCCAAGACGCAAGUUACAAUGUCUUUCGUAACCGUAAAGCAGAUGCUGAGACAAAUUUGAUAUAAGGGUCAAUUUUGCUUUUAAUCAAAAAAUAUAUAAUCCUGUUGAUAAUAACCUGCCAGUGGGGUUUGAAAAUGUUUUGAGUUCAAUUUGGUGCUAAUCUCUAUUGGAGUGACUGCUGACUGUAUUGGUUGAGGAAACCCAGAUGUAUUUUAUUAAGACACAUUGUAGUGUCUUAAUAAGCAGCCUUGUGUUGAUUAAUUUCUGAGACUAUCUUGGCUAUAGUGCUACUGUUGUGUCUUGACUGAACCAGUAUGAACCUGUGGAUAUUCAUUAUUUUUGUAACCAGUAUGUGCUGUAUCAUUUCUCAGAGGCACUAAAUAAAUGUUGUUGUUUUUUAAUUCAUGA